CCUACGGGCCUGGGUGACAUCUGGUGACAGACAUCCCAUACCUCGUCUUGCGGUCACUGGAGGAGAACCAGCAGAACACAACUGCACCCAGUGGACCACUUCCACGGAAACCACAACUGUCGGAGUGUCCGCAAUGGUCGUGAGACACCUCGUCAUCCUGCUUGUCUUCGUCUCAUGGGUCGCCGGGUUCAAGGACUACAGCGACCGCAUUCCCAACGGAGUUCGGGUGCCCCACCCGUGUAAGGACAACUACCUGUGGCACGGGGUGGGCCACCUCAACAGUCAGGGUGGUGGCUCCAGGAAUGUCUUCGGGGUAGCGUUUGAAAAGGCCGGUCACGUGUGGACAAGAGACCUAUGUCAGGCAGACUCUGAUGGAGAUGGCAAAACUAACGGCGAGGAGUUGGGGGACCCCAGGUGUGUCUGGACACCUGGCACCACACCUGAGAGAACCAUCGGCAUCACGCACCCAGGUGUCUGCGAGCCACUGGAAAGUGAAGAAUGUCAGAAUAAGCCAGUCCCUGCCACCCCGGGUGAGGUGUACAAAUUUCAGAGAGACUGGAUAGCUGAAGCAUGCAAGAGCAAUGAGUUUGUGUGCGAGCAGCUCAACACGACAGCGGAUGUCCGCAAGAUGGAGCUGCGCAUCCCGCCCACCCCAGUGCCUGCCAAGGAAACCACCUACAUGUGUUCUUUCUUCGACUUCGAGAACGUCACCACCGACUUCCACAUCAUCGCCACCACCCCGAUCAUCAACAACAGCUACGUCAUGCACCACAUGCUGCUGUUUGGGUGUCAAGAGGGGUUGACAGGCCAUGCAGUUAAAGAACCGUUCGAGUGCAACAUGGGAGGCUGCGCUGAUAUCAUCGGGAUUUGGACCCUGGGACUGAACGGCCAGUGCUUUCACCCACAAGCAGGUUAUAAAGUCGGGGCCACGGGUUACAAACGGAUGAUGAUACAGUACCACUGGAACAACCCCUUGCUGCGGUCUGACUUCGUGGACAGUUCUGGAAUCACCCUGUACUACACCCCUAACCUCCGACCUUACAACCUGGCCACGCUAAUGACUGGUCAAAAUUACCUGGAGAUUCCUCCCUACACUAACCUCACCAUAGCAACCUCCGACUGCACAGCAACGUGCACCAGGAAACUUCUCAAAGGCGACAUCCACGUCGUGGAUGCUCUCAACCACAUGCACUACCUGGGCAAAAGCAUGUACCUGGAACAUCAUCGAGACGGUCAGCUGCUGACAUACUUCGCCAAGGAUCCUGCCUACAACUACGACAACCCAACAUUCUACCAGUUCCCGGAGCCAGUGGUAGUCAAGCCAGGGGACGUAGUCAGGACGACCUGUCACUUCAAGUCCACCGACAAACCCUUCACCACCUUCGAAGGGGAGGGCACCUCCGACGAGAUGUGUUUUGGUUUUCUGUCGUUCUACCCGGCCGAGAACCUUCCAACCAACAAACAGUGUGUGUCGGCCUAUCGAAACCUGAUCAGCUGUGACCCGGAGACAAACCUGGGGUGUGAUGUCGACGAGUGGGGGAAGUUCUGGCUGCCGCUAAAUACCACCAGCGUCUACCACAACAUCACCGCCGUCUGCAAGCCGUUUGGAGUGUGCACGCAGGAGUGCAGAGCCGCGUUCUCACGUGCCGUGCAGCACGAGCCGUGCAUGAAGAACCCUGAUGCGUGGGACUUCAUCAAGUACCAGUUCCUGUCCCUCCACGACUCGGGUAGAACCCUGUUGUCAAGUGUCCUGCCCUGUGAAGUCAGCAUCUACAAGGACAGCCUCUCAGAAAGGGAACCAGACCCUUCAAGUUCGAAUCUUGCCUCUGGGGCUGCUUGCAUGAACAUGGUCACGCCAGUCAUGUUGCUUUCUGUGUUUUGGUUCCGGACCUGGAGCUGAGCAGCGCAUGGAGCUUUGUUUACCAUAAACAAAAGCCGAUGAUCGACAAAACCAACCUCCUCACCGCUUAUGAAAACCAAGAAAACAAAACUUUAAAUGUCUGCCCCUAGUUUCCUCC
This is a messenger RNA of Pomacea canaliculata, 2018 nucleotides long. RefSeq lists its product as uncharacterized. Gene Ontology annotation, molecular function: dopamine beta-monooxygenase activity; copper ion binding. The record is from RefSeq and is a predicted model, not a curated record. Lineage: Eukaryota; Metazoa; Mollusca; Gastropoda; Architaenioglossa; Ampullariidae. The transcript has 11 exons. The coding region runs from base 134 to 1900 and encodes 588 amino acids.